AUGAGCCGCCUGGGAACCGAAUCCGCCUUCGAGGUACUGGCCAGGGCGCGGGCGCUGGAAGCGCAGGGACGCGAAAUCGUGCACCUGGAGAUCGGUGAGCCCGACUUCGAGACGCCGGAGCACAUCGUGCAGGCGGGUGUCAAGGCGCUGCAGGACGGCUACACCCACUAUGGACCCACGCCGGGGCUCCCCGAACUUCGCCAAGCGGUCGCCCGCAACAGCCGUGAGGUUCGCGGCAUCGACACCGAUUGGCAGCAGGUGGUGGUUACGCCCGGCGCUAAGCCCAUCAUGUUCUACGUGUUGCUCGCCAUCGCCGAGGCCGGCGCUGAGGUCAUCUACCCCAACCCCGGGUUCCCCAUCUACGAGUCCAUGAUCGAGUUCAGCGGCGCCAAGGCUGUGCCGAUGCAGUUGCUGGAAGACAAAGCGUACCACCCCGACCUGAGCCGUCUGCCUGAGAUGGUGAACGAGCGCACGCGGCUGCUGAUCGUCAACUCGCCGGAGAACCCCUGUGGGUCCGCCUUCACCCUGCAGGAGUUGGAGACCAUCGCCGACGUGGUGCGGAGCCACCCUGACAUGUACGUCAUGUCGGACGAGAUAUAUAAGGACAUUCUCUACUCCGGCGAGCACCACAGCAUCGCCGCGCUGCCCGGUAUGGCCGACCGCACCAUCAUCCUGGACGGCUUCUCCAAGAGCUACGCGAUGACGGGCUGGCGGCUGGGCUACGGGAUAUUGCCGGAGGAGCUGGUGCCUCACGUAUCGCGGCUGGCCACCAACAGCGUGUCCUGCGCCGCGUCGUUCAGCCAGAUGGCCGGCGUGGCCGCGCUAGACGGGCCGCAGGACGCCGUGCAGGAGAUGGCCGCCGAGUUCGCGCGCCGUCGCCGACUGAUCGCCGACGGGUUGCAGUCAAUCCCUGGCAUCAACUGCCCCGAGCCCGAGGGCGCGUUCUACGCCUUCCCCAGCAUCAAGGACACCGGCCUGACCAGCGCGGAGUUCGAGGAGCGCGCCAUGCAGGAGGCCGGCGUCGCGCUGCUAUCCGGCGCCGCGUUCGGCGCGUUUGGCGAGGGCUACGUGCGGCUAUCCUAUGCCAACAGCCAGGAGAACAUCAGCCGGGCCCUGGAGAGCCUGGACGCCAUGGUGCGAGGGUUGUGA
This is a messenger RNA of Geodia barretti, 1149 nucleotides long. Lineage: Eukaryota; Metazoa; Porifera; Demospongiae; Tetractinellida; Geodiidae. The record is from the annotation of a GenBank genome assembly.